This is a messenger RNA of Haliotis rufescens (red abalone), 2697 nucleotides long. RefSeq names its product phospholipid phosphatase 1-like. The transcript is spliced from 6 exons. Gene Ontology annotation, biological process: signal transduction; phospholipid metabolic process; phospholipid dephosphorylation. Gene Ontology annotation, molecular function: phosphatidate phosphatase activity. The coding region runs from base 500 to 1222 and encodes 240 amino acids. NCBI's taxonomy places the organism in Eukaryota, Metazoa, Mollusca, Gastropoda, Lepetellida, Haliotidae. The record is from RefSeq and is a predicted model, not a curated record.
GUGGUGUUCUUUAGAGAUACCUUUAAAUGAGUGUCCCACAUUUAAAUUAUUAAGCGUGGUGUUCUUUAGAGAUACCUUUAAAUGAGUGUCCCACAUUAGUUGGACUUUGAACGUGCAGCUCACAAUGCCGUGACUGAUGUAUUUCCUGGGACAUUAGUUAGAGGGUGUUUCUUUCACUUCACCCAAUGUUAUUCAAGCUUCUUGUUAUGCAAUUUAAACUAUAAUGUAAUUCAGAGACAUUACGCAUGCCUGCACACUUAGAAUGUUAUUCAAGCUUCUUGUUAUGCAAUUUAAACUAUAAUGUAAUUCAGAGACAUUACGCAUGCCUGCACACUUUGACGAAAACAACUGCACAUACACAGCCCGGAUGUGAUGCAGUGAGGCUGCAACGUUCCCACAACUACUUGUGUGCAACGACUUCGUUGUAUCCCUGUCCAUCACUCUGCGACAAGUUGGAGUGCCAUUCCACCGAGGGUUCUUCUGCGAUGAUCAGAGCCUGAUGCACCCCUUCAAGUCUGGGACCGUCAGUGCUGCCGUUCUUUACGGUGUGGGCUUUGCCUUACCCUCAGCUUUUAUCAUUGGCAUAGAAUCCUUCCUGGUUUACAAGAACAAGGAUCAGACUGAAGCCCCAAGGAAUGACCUGCUGCUUAAAAUGGUCAGGCAGAGUUUUGAUUAUCUUGUGCCUUUCUUCUUUGGUGCUGCGGUCACUCACAUGACCACAAAUAUCCCCAAGUAUGCCGUGGGACGAUUGCGGCCUCAUUUCUUUGCCAUCUGCCAGCCUGACUGGGCAAGGAUCAACUGCUCUGAGGGGAAUCGUUACAUCACUGAAGAUGUUUGCACUGGAACUGAUGUCAAGGCAAUUCAAGAAGCCAGGGUGUCCUUCCCAUCAGGCCAUGCUUCAGAAGCUGUGUACACGAUGGUGUUCCUCAUGAUCUACCUGCAGAUGAAGCUGACAUGGAGUGGCCUCGCCCUGCUGCGCCCGACCCUACAGACCGGACUGUUCUACAUGGCCUUCUACACCUGCCUGUCUCGCAUCUCAGACUACAAGCACCACUGGAGUGACGUCCUGGCUGGGGCAAUCCUGGGGCUUGUUGUAGCUCUCCUUGUGACAUACAAAGUAACUCCAUUUGACAGAGAACGACGGAAGGUUCAAGAACAGACAACUCAAAAAAGAAAUUCGACUCAAGUUUUGAAAGAGGACAAUGAGAACACUAACCUGUAGUUAGACUGUAGUGCAGCAAGCAAGACCCACGAGCCUAUCUGAUUCACUUGUCAUAUGUUUUGGAAGGGGCUAUAUAGUUAGGGCCUAGGGGUGUCAUUGACUGGAAAGUCUAGUAUUGAUAUAUCAACUCAAAAGUAUCACAAUAUGUCGGAAUAUGUAAUAACAAAUUAGUUGUUUUGAAUAUGUGUAGAUCAAAAAUUCCAAAUUAGACUUGCAAAAAAUCAACUUUAAUUCUAAAUAUGAACUGGGCCGACCGAUUAAAUUGAAUUUUCUGCCUUUCAUAUUAUCCUUUUGAAACAAAGUAAUCUUUAUACAAGUAAAGAUUCUGUGGCAGUGAAUUUUAUCAAAUUCAGUUUGCAUCAUUUAAUCAUGUUGAUCAGAGUAGAAUCUCAUAUAUCUUACAGGUAUUAAUUUAGGAUAAAUAUUCAUACAUUUGUAUCGAUAUAGUAUGGACAUUAAAAACUUAUCGAUAUUGCAAUAUACAAUGACAUCCUAAGCUUUGACACAACAUUCAAUCCGUCUUACACAAACUUAUAUGGAUAACAAAUCUCUGAAUACUCAAAAAGAAGGGGACAGUCAUCUCAGGUACAUCAAUUUGAUAUGUAGACUUGUGUGCCUUAGUCAUGCCAGGAUUUGGUGACUGUGGACUUGAUUGCCAGAUGCUUGUUGAUUUCACCAAAGUGGUAAAUGUUUAUGACCUGCGUCACUUUGUGUACCCUGGCACAGGCCAUCGACCGGCCAUAUGUACGUGAAAUACUCACUCAGUGGAAGUGUUUGCAAUUUCUAAAGGGGAGUCAUAAGUUAAAUUCAGUUUGCAUCACUCUUAAUCAUGCUAGGUAGAGCAGAAUCUCAAUUGUUGUUUGACUUUUAUUGGAAACCUUUUUCUGAUCGUUUUCAUGUUUGUUGAUUGUGGUAUGUCUUGUGUUAAUGACUAUACAGCAUGGUUAGCAAGUACAUAUAUACAAAUAUAUUUUGAUACAUAUUCUUAUGGAGAACACUAUCAAGCCCUAGGACUUGAUCUGAAAAAAUGAUAUAAUAUUUUGAGUGUUUAUUAAGUUUCAUAAUGCCAAUCUUUAUGAAACCUGACAUUUAUUCUUGGAACAUAUACUGACAUGACUGAUCGGAAUAUGACCUUAAUUGAAUAGGAACUGACAUGAUUGAUGGGACUAUGACCUUAAUUGAAUAGAAACUGGCAUGAUUGAUGGGAAUUUAUUACCUCAUUUCUAAUAGGAACUGGCAUGAUUGAUGGGAAUUUAUGACCUUAAUUGAAUAGGAACUGGCAUGAUUGAUGGGACUAUGACCUUAAUUGAAUGGGAACUGACAUGAAUGAUGGGAAUUUAUUACCUCAUUUCUAAUAGGAACUGGCAUGAUUGAUGGGAAUUUAUGACCUUAAUUGAAUAGGAACUGACAUGAUUGAUGGGACUAUGACCUUAAUUGAAUAGGAACUGACAUGAUUGAUGGGACUAUGACCUUAA